ACAUAAUAGAUUAGGCACUACGGGUAGAUGAGCCUGCUUUCUGCCAAUGGUUCAUACAGGCUAUUCUGUAUUUUAGUUACUAUAGACAAUCAAUGACAGGGUGUACUAGAGCUACAAUACAGCACAUACUAUUUAUUUAUGUUGAACUGUCGGUACCAAGUUCAACAAAAGUAGGAAAUAAAACUCUAGUCUCCAGACAUGGCUUUAGUGGGAGUUAGAGCUUCAUACCACAGGAUUCUUAACAAGAUCGAGCUCAAACUACCUGCUAAACUGAGACCUUUCUACAACCAUCCAGCAGGUCCAAAGACAGUCUUCUUCUGGGCACCAGUGUGUAAAUGGGGUCUGGUUAUGGCUGGCAUGGCUGAUAUGACAAGGCCAGCUGAUAAACUGAGUCUCUCUCAGUCUGGAGUACUCAUGACUACAGGUGUUAUUUGGUCCCGAUAUUCUCUCGUCAUUAUUCCGAAGAACUGGGGUCUCUUUUUUGUCAACGGUUUUCUUGGAUUGGCAGGAGCAAACCAACUUGUUAGAAUCUGGAUGUACCAACAGGAAGUAAAGAAGCAACAGGACGAGAAGGGCCAGAUCCCCAUCAUAUAACACACACACACACACGUAUUUAAUUUCUUCAUGUCUUCAUCCAUUUUUAUGCAAAGUCUGUAAAGUCAACCCUCAACAGUCACUAACACAGGUCUUAUAUACAGUACAUAUCACAGGUCUUAUAUACAGUACAUAUCACAGGUCUUAUAUACAGUACAUAUCACAGGUCUUAUAUACAGUACAUAUCACAGGUCUUAUAUACAGUACAUAUCACAGGUCUUAUAUACAGUACAUAUCACAGGUCUUAUAUACAGUAC
Oncorhynchus masou masou (cherry salmon) is the source of this 851-nucleotide messenger RNA. RefSeq names its product mitochondrial pyruvate carrier 2-like. Gene Ontology annotation, biological process: pyruvate import into mitochondria. Gene Ontology annotation, cellular component: mitochondrial inner membrane. The coding region runs from base 199 to 594 and encodes 131 amino acids. Gene Ontology annotation, molecular function: pyruvate transmembrane transporter activity. The record is from RefSeq and is a predicted model, not a curated record. The transcript is spliced from 6 exons. Lineage: Eukaryota; Metazoa; Chordata; Actinopteri; Salmoniformes; Salmonidae.